This is a messenger RNA of Cryptomeria japonica (Japanese cedar), 1842 nucleotides long. Its product is annotated as cyclin-H1-1. The transcript has 14 exons. Gene Ontology annotation, cellular component: nucleus; transcription factor TFIIK complex. Gene Ontology annotation, molecular function: cyclin-dependent protein serine/threonine kinase regulator activity. NCBI's taxonomy places the organism in Eukaryota, Viridiplantae, Streptophyta, Pinopsida, Cupressales, Cupressaceae. Gene Ontology annotation, biological process: regulation of cyclin-dependent protein serine/threonine kinase activity; regulation of transcription by RNA polymerase II. The record is from RefSeq and is a predicted model, not a curated record. The coding region runs from base 281 to 1285 and encodes 334 amino acids.
CUAUGCUACAGCUUCGCCCAAUAUAUAAAAUCUUUAAAAAAAUUCUGAGAAACAUCCGAAAGUCUUCCACCACUUAUAAAAACAUCCCAUAAUCUUCGUGCACUUAUGGAAUCGCGCUUCCAGGAAAACCGAAAGCUCAAAUGAAAACCUCAAAUUUUUUGUCACUACUCUACAUCGAAAUUUCAGGGUUUUACUGAUCAUAUGGCAGAUCAAUAAAUAAACUCCAAACAAAUCAAAUCGCAAUAUUUGUGAUCAGUUUCAGUUUGAUUUGUACAGUACAAUGGGAGAUUAUGCGACUUCUACGCAUCGAGAGCACUGGCUUUUCACUUCCGAAGAUUUGGCUGAAAAAUAUCGAGCUGCAAAUGAACGAGCUGCAACAACACUAAGACAGUAUGGAUCUACAAAAUUAGAAGUUGAACUUGAUGGGUCAGUGGAAUACCCUGGAAAAUCAAUUGCUGCAGGAGAAAAUGGUUUUGUUAGGCAGGCGCAUCUCCCAGAGCCUCUCACUGUUGAUGAAGAGUUACUCUUGCGGAUAUUUUAUGAACAAAAAAUACAAGAAGUCUGUGGAGCUUUUAAAUUUCCACAUAAAAUUCAGGCAACAGCAAUAAUAUACUUCAAACGUUUUUAUUUACGGUGGUCAGUAAUGGAGCAUGAUCCUAAGCAUAUUAUGCUAACUUGUAUAUACACUUCUUGCAAAGUGGAGGAGUUCCACGUUUCAGCAGAGGAGCUUGGCAAGGGCAUUCAACAAGAUCAUCAAGUCAUCUUGAGAAAUGAAAUGCUUGUUCUUCAGAGCCUGGGAUUUGAUCUCAUUGUCUAUUCACCAUAUCGCUCUAUUGAUGGAUUUGCAGAUGAUAUUGAGAAUUUUUUCCAACCAAAACAAGAUUCUUUACAGAAGCUGAAGGAACAUAGAGAAGCUGCUAAAUUUGAUGUAGACAAGAACAUGUUAACUGAUGCACCUCUCAUUUUUCCUCCAGGACAGCUAGCAUUGGCUGCUUUACGGAGAGUUAAUAAAGAAUAUGCGGCAUUUGAUUUUGACAGGUAUCUGAAGCGUAUAUGUAGCCGGCAGAAUAACACUUAUACUGAACAUGAAUUCAUCAGUAUUCUUAAUGACAUUGAUGUUGUGGUGGGCAGGACUCCCAUAGCAAAAGAUAUGAAACAUGUUGACAGAAAGCUUAAGCAUUGUCGGAAUUCAGGGCUUCAAGACGAGAAUAAGAAACGUGAGAAGAAAAAACAUAAGUCAAAACGAGCUCCAAGUGAUAUGCAAGCAGCAACUGUGUUGUCAUAAACAACUUGUUUAGGAUCCUUGAUGGAGUAUAAUUUUGCUUGGUGCCCUUGAGGAACUUAUCUCAUAAUAACUUCAAUUCAAUGGGCAUCUGUGAUGGUUCAUCACUUUGAUAGCCUUGAAUGAGUGUAAUGACUUGAACUUGAGGCACAUAACUGUUUUGUUUGACCCAACACUAAUCCAGGCAGGGGGCAUUGCAUCAUUCGAAAUGGUGGUUAUUUUUGAGCAUCCUGUGACUGCAACUGCUAUACAUGUAAGUUUCUUGUUUAAUAUGAGAGGAGUUCUUUGCCUACAAAAUAUGAAGUGAAUGUACAUACACAUUUGAGGAGUGUCCAAUUAUGUUAUAGAAUUCAAAUAGUUUUUAUCUUGGGGUCACUGAGAAAAAUAGAAAUCUUACAUUCUUGAAGUUUUAAUAUAUUUCAGACAUUUCGCUCACCUCUAAGUGGGGGAACCUUAUUUAAGGAUUAUAAGUCCCUUGCAUAAGUUAUUAAUUUUCAGCAAGAGGGAAAGUGGAAAUGGAUCAAAAUAAAAUAGAAAGUUACAAACUUAGAUAGGUAAAA